Molecule: messenger RNA, 4413 nt
Organism: Bactrocera oleae (olive fruit fly)
Lineage: Eukaryota; Metazoa; Arthropoda; Insecta; Diptera; Tephritidae
Source: RefSeq, a predicted model, not a curated record
CAACCGACGUCGGCGCGCAGUUCAAGCCCACAUGUUGGCUGUUGGUGUGCUCAGUUGAGUUUUGGUUUUCGCGCUGUCGAGUCAAUGAAAUCGGAAAGCCUCAAAUUGGUUGUUGUGAAAAUUUUGUGAGCAUAUAUGUGCGAUUUGUGACCGAAUCAUUUUGUGUGGCAAAUGCAGUUUGUGUUGCAAUUUUUGAGAAAUUUAUAAAACUAACAGUGGUUUGUGUAAAAAAGUGUACAAGUUGGCGGGUUCGUCACUUAAGUCUUUUGUAUGCUGGAAAACGCAUUUUUGAGUUAAAUAUUUCGAAAGCCAAUAUUGCGAAUAGUGAAAUUGUGAGCUACAAAACUGCUAAAUAAUUGUUGAACACAAAGUGCAAUUGCAACCAAAUCCAAAAUAAUUGCUUUGAAAUAGUAAAAAAAAUACAGCAGUGAUUAAUUGUUUUUUCGUGCCCUUCGGCACAAAUCUUCUGAGUCUUCUUAAUCGCCUUAAAAGCAAGAAGCAAAAAAAGUUGAAAGGAAAAAGGCAGACAUUGCCUGUCGACACGUUGCGGCAGGAUACACAGAAAAAGAAAUAAAAAUAAAAUAAAAUAAAAUUCAAUUAUUUAUUCAGUUGCAUUGUAGUCGCCCAUCCGUUUCCGGCCCAUUGUUCUAAUAACACACACACACACAGUUGAAUGUGUGUGCGUAUGUGCAUCCACAAUUGAUAUUUCAAUGAAUGAAUCAGCAGCAGUGCCUUCGAGCUGAGUGAUCAAACAUACCGAGCGCACAAGGGCAAAAGGAGCACAAAGAUAAAACACACGCACACACCGCUUUUGAAAGGCAGUGAAAUAGUUUUUCGGUAAACAGCGUGACAUAAUCGUUCAUUCAUUGACGAAGCAAAGCGCAUUUACCUGCCGAAAAGUAAGAGCAAUUGGAAACCCGCCUACUCGCCGUGUGAAAGGACCAGUCGCCAAAAACAACGCAACAACGCAAGUGCAUUCAGCCGAAUCACAUAACACUAACACAGACACACGCACAUAAAAACGUUGCGCAAAUAGGGCAGUGUUCGGUGUAACGGAGAUAAACGUGCACAUUGGAGUACCAGAUAAGAUGCUUAUCACGCGUACAAAUCGCUCCGAGUGAAUAAACAACACGUCCGUAACACACACAGACACACACACACACCCAUCCACCUGACACACACCUUAUAGUUCUGUGGCUAGCAUUUGCUUUGCGGUCUUCUAGUCGUUUUGUUGUUGUUGUUGUUUGCUCUGUGUCACCUAAGCAUUCAAUAGAGUUUUCCGAAUUCGCUAUUUGCCUUUCACACACAAAAGUGUUUGCAGUGCGCGUAGAUAAGCCGCGUUGUAGACCAGGCUGCGCGUCGUUCGGCUGAGCAAGUGAAGUGUCAAGUCAAGUCAUAUUGCCGCCAGCGUACCCCCGGCGACGUAAGGUAGCAGCAAGCAUGGCAGCUGACAGUCAAGCAGCGGCUGCUUUGAGCCCAUAUUCACAACAAUUGCUCACUUUAAUCCUCAUCGCUUCAAUCAAUGCGGCGUUGGGCAAUGAUUUGCAUAAUUUACAUGUCGAUACAGCAACGACCACAGCCACGCCAGCUAUGAACCCGACAUUAGCACUAACAACAAUCACACUACUAACGAAGAGUUCCCCAUAUAUGACGUCCGCUAGAACAAUGGCAAACCACAACAACACUGAUGAUAUGUCCAAUGCAAUAAUGUUGGCAGGUGACGCUAUAUCCUUAAAGCCCACACCGGCGUCUAUGAUACCGCACCCACCACCAGCCAUAAAGACGACGGGAAAGCUGUUUAACAAAAGCUUGCCGAAGCGACGAAAGGCGGGCGAAAUAUCCGCCAUUCCCGUUUACGAUCCCAGCGUAGAGUGGAAGUGUCCGAACGUCACGAGUUCGCGCAGCCUGGAAUGCGGUUGUGACCUGCCGCAUACACUGCGUUGUACCGGCGAUUUACACGGUUUAACGGUGCUUGCGAGCAAUUUGAGGGUGUCACCCUAUACCAUCUCACUGCUAGAUUGUUCCUUGAGGAAUGUCACCUUCUUGAGUGAUGCGAAGAUUUUCGAAGGCAUAUCGCUGUAUGGUUUGGUAAUUUCAUCCGGUGAAAUUAAACGCGUACAUAAAUCGGCAUUUUUGGGCAUAAAAGGACCUCUGCAAGCCUUAGGACUACCAGCGAAUGCGCUCUUAAGUGUUCCAUGGAACUCGAUAUCCACAUUAACAGCACUCGAGCGUUUAGAUUUGUCCAAUAACAAAAUAAAGGCUUUGGGCACUUCAGAUUUUGUGGGACUGUCAAACCUCGUCUAUCUUGAGCUGAGCAAUAACCAGAUAUCUAGCAUAUCACAACGUACCUUUAUGAAUUUACGGAAAUUAGAAGUAUUGAAAUUGGGCGGCAACCGUCUGGGAGAUUAUCCAACAAGCCUGAAGGCACUAACAGCCUGCUAUAACUUACGACAACUUGACCUCUCUGCUAAUAAUCUAAAUGGUCCAUUAACUGCCUCCACCUUGCCCGGCUUGAGAAGUCUCGAAUCAUUGGAGUUAAAUCGUAACCUCAUUAAGAGCAUACAAAAUAAAGCCUUGCAAAAUUUUUCUGGGCUCACUAGUCUCUCGUUGCGUCAUAAUCAAAUUGACGUGCUACAAGAUCAUGCCUUUUACGGACUGGGUACCUUAGAAAAUCUGGAUCUCAGUUUCAAUGGCAUUGUCGCUAUUUCCAGCGCCUCACUACAACAUCUGACACGCCUCACAACUCUCGAUCUCACACAUAACUUUCUGCGUGCGCUCACCUCUGAUUUGAUCAAUCCGUUACCCUCCCUACAAGUCUUGCGCUUGGCCGGCAAUGACAUUUCAAUAGUUGCAAAAAAUGCUUUGGAUGGCGCACGUGAAUUGAAGAGUCUCUCCAUGCAAGACAAUCCUUUGUCCUGUGAUUGCACGAUACGUUCGUUCGCCGAGUGGUUACAGGUGACUAAAAUACUGGCGGCCGAUUUAAUAAGCCCUACUUGUGUGACGCCGCCUCGGCUGGAGGGCGCACCACUCAUACAAGUGCCAUUGGAGACUUUAAACUGUGAAAUGGACAAUGUGGAGAAGGAUAAUGCCAACAUAAUCGAACAGUUAGAAGCGAUAACGAGACAAAACCAUACGACACAUAUCAAAGAUCUUUCGGAGGAGAUUGUACUACACGAACUGCAUUUCUCAGCCGAUUACGGACUGAUACUAACCUGGAUACUUAACCUAAGCAAAAACGACUAUAUGUGUGAUGCCAUCUUCGUCUAUAAAGAAGAGAAUAUCAAUGAAAUACUGAUCGAUAACUCACCGAUCCAUUGUGAGAGCAAGGUGCUGAAUGGCCAGAACACUGUCAGUGUUAUAGUACCGGAUAGCUCUUCCUUGGAAAUCGGGGAAAGUUACCGUUUCUGCCUCGUUAUGGUGCAGGAGCAAAAUCACGAUGCCGAUCUGAAUGUAGGCUGCUCCAACAUUACAAAACUACAACUUAGCAGCCCGGGCUCGGUGCCAGAAGUACGACAGUAUCAAAGGCGUCCAUACAGAACUGAGCUGCCUUCAUAUCGUGACAGCGAAACCAGUUUUGCACCGAUUGUCGCCCAUAAAAUGGAUGAGAAUUUCACGAAUUCUAAACGAAAUCACAAUGCCAUAUAUGAAGAGGCAAGUCAGUCACAACAAACUACACAGCAGCAUACAUAUAAUUUCUUGGAUUCACUAAAUAAAAGUUUCCUGCCGGGCUUGGGUGUUGGCAUACUUGUAACAUCGGUGGUAGUACUUAUAUGGGGCGCCACACGCAUACGACAAGGUUCGAGCAACAGCCGGCCGAGCACACCGACUGCGACCACCUGCUAUGCCGCUUCGGAGCAUAUAGCGCGCCUAGCAGAUGCCGAAAAUGGUACGCGCUAUUUAAAGUUGCAGGCCACGACCAGUCUUUGAGGAGCCCACAUCGAUGUUUCAAUUCUCACCACCAAUUUGUUCAUCGAGUGGAUUCGGCUCCUAUGAAUUAUAUUAUAAAUAUAUAUACUUUUGUACAUACAUACGAUAUAUUUCUGUGGAUCUGAAAAUAUGGUGAGUUGCUGCCUAUUAUAUGUUAGUUAAGGAUCAGCAACUCUUGUGAUAGUACAAUAUUUGUACCAAUUCAUUAAAGUACGGUUUUUCAUUUUCAAUCGAUUUUCUAGUUGUAAAGUUAACACUAUAGCACCUAAGCCAAAUAUAAACAAAUUGUUAAUUCCUCUUUUAUAGUAAUCUACUAGCUGUAAGUUUAUUCGAUUUCCACUCUUCUCCUGGUUAAAGAGCGCAUUUUUUGAUUCCUUGUGCCAUAGUUGAUCGUUUCCUGUACUCACAUUCUAAUUUAUUAGUUGUUUAAGUCGUAAGUUAGCCUCUCACGCUCAUAACUUUUUAAAUGAAAUGUUUCCAAUUUAA